Messenger RNA from Diutina rugosa, 789 nucleotides. RefSeq names its product DNA-directed RNA polymerase I subunit. Gene Ontology annotation, cellular component: RNA polymerase I complex. The record is from RefSeq and is a predicted model, not a curated record. The transcript has a single exon. Bases 1 to 789 code for a protein of 262 amino acids. Gene Ontology annotation, biological process: DNA-templated transcription initiation; DNA-templated transcription. Lineage: Eukaryota; Fungi; Ascomycota; Pichiomycetes; Serinales; Debaryomycetaceae.
AUGUCGACCCGGGCCCUCAUACAGCCGCUGACAAACCCGGUCGUCGACGGGGUGCUGCAGUGCUUCCACGUCGUCCCCACCGAGAUGUACGUGUCGCUCGCCCCGCAAUACUUGGCGCUGCCCCUCGACGGGGUCAAACAACAGCACCUCGACCACAUGGUGAUGAACUACCACGCCAAGGCCCACGGCGUGGUUGUCGGGUACGACCACGUGACUAUUGAAUCCUCCAACCCCUUGGGCGACGAGACCUUGCUCCCCAUCGACGACCUGACUCCCUACUCCUUUUUCUGGGUUAGAGCCGAUCUUAUGGUGUGGGCCCCCCAGCUCGGAGACACCUUGGAGGGACACAUCUACAUGCAGACCGCGUCCCACUUGGGUCUCUUGGUCAACGAUACGUUUAAUGCCCUGAUCAAGAAGCACAACUUACCCCUUGGGUGGGAAUUUCAAGCCAGCGAUGCCGACACCGAUUCCCGCUACGGGCUGUGGCUUGACGAAAGCGGCCAGCGUGUCGAGGGUAAGAUCAAGUUCACGGUGAAGCUGAUCCACUCGUCGGGGAGAGUGGUGUCGCUCGAAGGGACGCUUGUCGACCCGCUGUCGGAACAAGACGCGCAACCGGUGACUCUGGGACUGAAGCACGUUAAGUUUGACGACGACGACGACGACACCGCCACGCCGGCACCGUUACCGGAGCUGGUGCAGCAAGAAGCCGCCAACGACGACAUGAUUCCUCGUUACGAAGAAGAAGAAGAUGAUGAAGAUGAGGUGAACAACGACGACGAGAGUGAUUAG